Molecule: messenger RNA, 2241 nt
Organism: Panonychus citri (citrus red mite)
Lineage: Eukaryota; Metazoa; Arthropoda; Arachnida; Trombidiformes; Tetranychidae
Product: diuretic hormone receptor-like
Exons: 12
Coding region: 332-2206 (624 amino acids)
Biological process (GO): cell surface receptor signaling pathway; adenylate cyclase-modulating G protein-coupled receptor signaling pathway
Cellular component (GO): plasma membrane
Molecular function (GO): peptide hormone binding; G protein-coupled peptide receptor activity; diuretic hormone receptor activity
Source: RefSeq, a predicted model, not a curated record
GAAAACAAAUUUGGAAAACUUUUCUAUCAAUUGAUUAAUCACCAAGUGUAACAAUUAAUAUCACUGAUUAUUUUGAUUGUGUCUUCCUUUUGAAAUUUCCCAAUUGUGAUUUAAUUUAAUCAACAAUUUAAAAUCCUCGAAAAGGAGAAAGACAAUUAAAUCAAUCAAUCAAUCAAGUGCCAAAAGGAAACAAAAAUGAUCAUUGAGUUAAUUGUUAACAAUGAGACUCUUAUGAUCAGCUGAGAUUCUGAAAUUAAUAAAAAAGCAAAAUUAAUUAAAUCAAAAUAAAUCAAUUGUAACAAUUAAAUUUAAAUGAUUAGUGGGAAAAGUAAUGAUAAUAUUUAAUUUAACUGAAGAGGCUUCAAGUGAGGAUGGACUUGAUGAUUUUAAUUAUGGAGUUGAUCACAAUCAUGAUGAGGAGGCAAAUGAUUAUCUAUUUAAUAACAAUUUAACCGAAGCAAUUAUCUGUGAGAAUAGUUCACAACCAAUUGAUUCCGAUUUGAAAUAUUGUUCAGCAACUUGGGAUAGGAUUUCAUGUUGGCCGACAACUUUAGUUAAUCAAUUAGCAAUUAUCCCUUGUUUUAAGGAGUUAAAUGGUAUUACAUAUGAUUCAUCUCAAAAUGCUUCUAAACUUUGCCUUGCCAAUGGGACUUGGGCAGAGAAAUCAGAUUAUUCAUUAUGUGAGCCAAUUACACCGGAAGAAUUGAUUCCUGCAAGUUAUUCUGAUAUUUGGAAUGCUAAAGAUGCUUCAACUGUUUACUAUUUUGGUUAUGGACUUUCAGUCCUCGCACUGACCACAGCUCUCUUCAUAUUUUUAUACUUCAAAGACUUGCGGUGUGCUCGUAAUACAAUUCAUACCAAUCUAAUGGUGACCUAUGAACUUUUUGCCUUAACCUGGAUAAUAACUGCGACCCUUCAAUCAUAUCAACCAACAAAUGAGAUUGCAUCAUCGAUUCUGUGUUUUCUUUAUAUAUUGUUACCUUAUUUUACUGGAACUCAGUUUUUUUGGAUGUUCAUUGAAGGAUUGUAUCUUUAUAUACUCGUGGUGAAAACAUUUUCAUCAGUUGAAGCAAUUAAGAUGCACUUUUAUGCUUCAAUUGGAUGGGGAUUACCUGCAAUCGUCGUAAUGUUUUGGGCUCCAUUUAAAUAUUUUUCUAACAAAUCAGGGGAAAAUUACGCUGAAUCUGGGUCUAAUUGUCCUUGGCAAGCUGAGGAUUCAAUUGAUAGUAUUUUCAUAUGUCCAAUAAUAUUUGUCCUCAUGUUAAAUAUUUACUUUCUUUGUAAAAUAAUGUGGGUUUUGAUAACGAAACUGAGAGCGGCAACAUCACCGGAGUCUCGUCAAUAUCGAAAAGCAGCCAAAGCUCUAUUAGUAUUAACUCCACUCUUGGGAGUGACUUAUAUCCUUUUCCUGGUAACUCCUGGUUCGGGUCCAGCUAAGACGGUGUUCACUUAUUUCCAGGCCACUUUAUACUCAACACAAGGUUUUACCGUUUCCGUUUUUUUCUGUUUCCUUAAUGGUGAGGUUCGAAAUACAGUUCGUCAUCAUCUCGAAAGGUGGAAAACAAUUCGAAGUCUUCACAAAAGUAACGAUUCCAUUAAUGGACGUAAAAUGAUCGCGUUUUGUUCAUCGAUCAAUUCGGAAAGGUCAUCUUUCUUCAAACUACCCGCUGACCACAAAGAUUCAACUACAAGCAAUAGUUUAUUAAACUCUUCCGGGAUCAUGACCGUCUUGGGUCAACCAAUUAAACCGAUAACCAAUCAAUCAACCAAUGAAGAUCAAAUUAUUAACAAUAAAUCAACAGUAUCAUCGCCCCAACCCCAACCCACAUCAACACCACCACCACCUCAUAAGCCUUUAACAAUAUCUCCACCAUCAAGUCCAACACCAUCAUCGCCACCACCCUGUACAUUGAAAUCAUCACUAGAUGAUGAAGAUAACGGUAAUCAUUGUGUCACCAGUAAAUUAAUCAACUCUAAUGGACACAAUGAUUACAACCACUAUUGCCAAUUUAAUAAUUACACAAAUCACAACCACAAUUAUCAUUACAAUUAUAAUAAUAAUCAUGAUCACAAUCACCUUAAUCAUUAUCAUUAUCAUCAAAAUCUAAAUCAUGUUAACAAUCAUAAUAAUCACCAUUCUCAUAAUUAUUGUUUUCAUACUCAACACCAACAAUUAACUGAAACAAUUAAUGAAGAAAUCAUUUGAGAAACUAAAUUAAAUUUUAAAAAUUUUCACAACAA